GAAUGACUUACAUGUGAAUGAACCAAUACGAAGAGGGUUUCAAGACCGGAACUAGAAGCUGAGUGAGUUGUGGAAUAAACUGAAGCGGAGGAUACCUUUGAGAUGACUUCCACACUGACUCAAGGUCUAGAGCGCAUCCCAGAUCAGAUAGGAUAUCUUGUGAUGAGUGAGGACGGAGUACUGGCGAGUGCUGGUGACUUGGAAAAUGAUGAGCGACUGGCAGGAGUGAUCAGAGAGAUGGUAACUACAGCCUGCAGUUUCAAUGCUCUGGGAGAUCAGUUGCCAUUCAAGCGCAUGAGCGUUGUAUUUGGAGAACAUUCUUUCCUUGUCACUGUUUCUGGUCAGAAGAUUUAUGUGGUAAAACGGCAGAAUAUCAUAAGGGAGCCAGUCUGUGUCUAACCUCUCAUUACUACCAUGUGUUUCUGGUUUACUAUGCUGAUUUAGUUAAAUGAUGUUACAUUUACAAGCACAUACACAUUAUUAUUGUUCAUUUCCACAUGAAGAUAUUUCUAAUAAAGUUUAUUUAUUAUACUGUAAA
Messenger RNA from Bombina bombina (fire-bellied toad), 538 nucleotides. RefSeq names its product late endosomal/lysosomal adaptor, MAPK and MTOR activator 4 (gene LAMTOR4). Bases 103 to 399 code for a protein of 98 amino acids. The record is from RefSeq and is a predicted model, not a curated record. NCBI's taxonomy places the organism in Eukaryota, Metazoa, Chordata, Amphibia, Anura, Bombinatoridae. Gene Ontology annotation, molecular function: guanyl-nucleotide exchange factor activity. The transcript is spliced from 4 exons. Gene Ontology annotation, cellular component: Ragulator complex; lysosome. Gene Ontology annotation, biological process: positive regulation of TOR signaling; cellular response to amino acid stimulus.